Rotaria sp. Silwood2 is the source of this 555-nucleotide messenger RNA. The record is from the annotation of a GenBank genome assembly. Lineage: Eukaryota; Metazoa; Rotifera; Eurotatoria; Philodinida; Philodinidae.
AUGGGUACAUCAAGCCCUACCCCAUUGACAGCAACAAUUACUUCCAAUACAUGUACUUCUGGAUGGAAAGGCGUUACUGUACUUUAUCAUUGUAAUAAUUGUCCAGAUAUACCACCAUAUACACAAUAUACAUAUACUUAUACAGCUACUUCAAAUAGAACUCGUAUUGCAUUCGCUUUUCGUGAAGAUGAAGGUUGUUUUGCACUUGAUGCUGUGUCUGUACGAAGUAUAGCAGCACCGACUAUUGAAUUAAUUGCAAAUAAUGAUUUUGAAACUGGUACACUGUCAUCAUGGACUUAUUUUAAUCCGAACGGUGCAAUAAGUGCUGGUGCAGUUAAGCAAAACUCAGAUAGUUUUGAAUGUAUGAGUUAUACGUACCAAGCUCAAUCAGGAAGUUAUUUUUAUUAUGAUGGAGCAGUAGGAAAUUGUGAUUAUUUAAUUCAAAUGUUUUCAACAAUUGUUGGUCAAACAUAUACUAUUUCAUAUUGGCUCUACAAUCGAGACACUGUUUCAGCGAGUAGUGUUGAUGUGAUAAUUAGUAUCUAUAAAAAUUGA